CCGGCCCCCUGCCCUCUGAAUGACGUAGAGACCAGGCAGGCAAGCAGCGGAGAACCCGGACUUGGGCCGGCCCGUCUUUCGCUCGUUAAACUCAGUGUGUUACGCGUCAACGUGUAAGCUAGUGUAAUCGGCUAAUAACGUCAGGAGCGACCGGUUGUUGGUGGUCUACAGAGUUGUCCGUGGUGUUCCCGUACUUCCGUACGUCCGGUCGCUAAUCGGAUCGGAGCGCAGCGAGAGAGUGUACGUCGUCGUGUCCCAGGCAGCCAGCCAGCCAGCCGGUGGUACAUCCAACGAUGGUGGUCAAAAUCUACAUAUCGGGUAUCAGCGGCAAUAAGGAAGUGAAGAAAAGACAACAACGUGUGACGAUGAUUCUAGAUAGUAAACAUGUGGAAUAUGAGAUUAUUGAUAUAACAGAGCCGGGCAAGGAAUUAGACAAAGAAUUCAUGCAAGCUAAUAGUAAUGCAAGAACCAACAAGUAUCCAUUGCCACCGCAAAUAUUUAAUGAAGAUGAUUAUUGUGGAGAUUAUGAAGACUUUGAUUUAGCAAACGAAUUGGAUGAAUUGGAAAAGUUUUUGAAAGUAACGCCAGCAAUCAGUACUGCAGAAAUCACUCUUGAUUCAAAAUCUCAGAGUGAUGGAAUUCAAGAGAAUGGAAAUACUUCAAGUCGAGAGCCUUCUGCGGACAAAGAAGCAGAUAUAGUACUCUCCGACAGUUUACCAGAAAGAACAACUUUAAACAGCGAGAAUAAAGCCUUAGAUGACUCUAAACCGACUGAAGUAGAUAGCGCGACAAAAAUUAUUACUAGUGACGAAGGUGAACAUGCCGAAGAUAAUGGAGAUAAAAAUGAAGAAAAAUCCGACGACCAAGAGAAAGAGGAAUAGAUAUGAGAGAUAUACCCACAUGUAAAAUUGGGAUAUAUUUCAUACAUCCUUCCUUUUCCACCCACAAGCGUAUUUUGCAAAGCUACGUUUAUUACAUUACUAAGGCUGAAUGAAGGUACUGCCAAGAUAAUAUUCUGUAUUGGAAAGUCUGCUGAAUGAACAGUACAAGUGACACGCAUAGAGAACAUACUUUUAUAGAAUAUACUUUGUAUUUUAGAUCAAACGCGUCUUCACACACCAAUGUCUGUUUUUCAACAGGUUUGAUUAGGUGAUAUCAGACAAUUCCUUCAUAUUGCUAUCUUUAUACACAUCUUCACCUUUAUUGUUUAUUAUUUUGCAUUGUUUCACACUGCACUACAAUAUAUUGCAGCACUUUCGACAAUGAAAUUAAAAUAUAUAUUUUUCUUUUACCUUUUUGUUUUCCAUUAAGUAUGCAACUUUUCGAUUAUUAUGUUGGAGUGUGCAAACAAAAAAAAAAAAUAUAUAUAUAUAUAGGAUAUA
Formica exsecta is the source of this 1382-nucleotide messenger RNA. RefSeq names its product SH3 domain-binding glutamic acid-rich protein homolog. Lineage: Eukaryota; Metazoa; Arthropoda; Insecta; Hymenoptera; Formicidae. The record is from RefSeq and is a predicted model, not a curated record. The transcript has 5 exons. Bases 294 to 881 code for a protein of 195 amino acids. Gene Ontology annotation, cellular component: cytoplasm.